Peromyscus leucopus (white-footed mouse) is the source of this 801-nucleotide messenger RNA. It is a transcript of the gene Prlh, whose product is annotated as prolactin releasing hormone. The record is from RefSeq and is a predicted model, not a curated record. The transcript has 3 exons. NCBI's taxonomy places the organism in Eukaryota, Metazoa, Chordata, Mammalia, Rodentia, Cricetidae. The coding region runs from base 433 to 693 and encodes 86 amino acids. Gene Ontology annotation, molecular function: neuropeptide hormone activity; prolactin-releasing peptide receptor binding. Gene Ontology annotation, biological process: response to peptide hormone; G protein-coupled receptor signaling pathway; feeding behavior.
UUGAGAGGAUGGGUGGACACGUAACUGCAGAGUCUGCCCAAAGGCGAGCGUGAAGAGGGGCGGUUAAUGUGUUUUAAAGCCACUUGGCCCAAAUGAAAUUAUAUAAUUCAGGAAGGAACAAAUCACACUGCUGGUGAGAGUUUUUUUUUGUUUUUUGUUUUUUUUUUUAAGGUAAAAAGAAAGGAAAGCAAAAAGACGGAGUGUCUUGAUGAGGGAGGAGACGCAGUUGGGGACCGCUGGCUAUAAGCAAAGACGCCAUCUCAAGGAGGGGCCGGGGGCGUCUGUUGCCUCCUUGUUAGCCUAUAAAAGGUGAGCGGUCAGGCAGGCGUCACCUCACACCCAGGCAGCCUUGUCGCCACACUCAAGGGACAGCAGGCUAUACCAUCCCCUGUGAGAUCCCGUCUCCAGGGCAUCAUCGAGGGAGCCAGAAGCAUGGCAACUCUGAGGGCGUGGCUUCUGUGCCUGCUGCUGUUAGCCUUGGUCCUCCCAGGAGCUUCCAGCCGAGCCCACCAGCACUCCAUGGAGACACGCACCCCUGACAUCAAUCCAGCCUGGUACACAGGCCGUGGGAUCAGGCCUGUGGGCCGCUUCGGCAGGAGGAGGGCAGCCCUGAGGGACGUGACCGUGCCCGGCCUGCGGUGCCGGCUGAGCUGCCUCCCGCUGGAUGGAGGUGCCAAGUUCUCUCCGCACUGACGACAGCCCAGCCGAGCUCGUCAUGACAGUGAUGCUGGGCCCGACACCACCCUCCCCCUCCCUGCAGAGCCUCCCCCUCCCUGCAGAGCCUCCCCCUCCCUCCCUCUU